UAUAACCUCAACUCUUCGAUUUUCAAAAUGGCGUGUGCCCGUUUCGAGAGAUAGGUGAAAGCUCAUGCGUUGUUAUCGUGUCGCUCUUGAACUUUCGUCCUUUUAUAUCGUGACCACGAUUAUUCCGUUUACGUGAAAUUUUCGCUAAUGUAGUUAUAGGUAUAUAGAGUACAAAACUUUCUUUUCUCUUUUUCGAAUUUUUUUUUCUUUCAUUUCUUGAUGGAAAUCCCGAUGGAAAUUUUCCUCGCGGCAUUCUCCGUGAUAUUCAGUCUACUGAUAGUAUUCCUCCUCGUUUUGAUGGGGUGGUACUUAGUCUGGACGUUCUUCCUAUCGCGAUUCCGCUUUGUAAGAGAACUGACUGGGAAAGGAAUGAGCGAGUCGUCAUCCGUUAAUGAUUUGAAGAACGGUCGCUCACGCAUCAAGAAACUUCGCCGUGAUUAACUAGACAAU
This is a messenger RNA of Cataglyphis hispanica, 450 nucleotides long. Its product is annotated as small integral membrane protein 13. The record is from RefSeq and is a predicted model, not a curated record. The transcript has 2 exons. Lineage: Eukaryota; Metazoa; Arthropoda; Insecta; Hymenoptera; Formicidae. Bases 220 to 441 code for a protein of 73 amino acids.